Molecule: messenger RNA, 1380 nt
Organism: Closterium sp. Naga37s-1
Lineage: Eukaryota; Viridiplantae; Streptophyta; Zygnematophyceae; Desmidiales; Closteriaceae
Source: the annotation of a GenBank genome assembly
AUGCUCAACAUCCCCGCGAAGGACUCUUUCACCGCUUCGCCGACAACGACGCCGGGAAACACGCCGGGAAAUACGCCGCGAAGCACGCGCGCGCAGGAGACGGAGGAGGCGAGCGAACUUGUGGCCGUGGGUCACUCGUACGCCGUGAUGUGCAAAAAAGGGCGGCGCGAGUUCAUGGAGGAUGCUUACCAGGCCAUCCCGCAGUUCGGCACGUCUCCCGGAAAUGCCUUCUUCGGCGUGUUCGACGGCCACGGUGGCACCAUGGCGGCGCGAUUCGCGGCGGGCAACAUCGCGGGGAACGUUCUGAAAGCGGCGCAACAAGGCGCCGAGAGCCCGGAAGCGGCUCUGGUGGAAGGCUUUAAGGAGACCGAUAAACAGUUUCUUCAACAGAACCUGGGCAGCGGUUCGGCUGUGGUGACGUGCUGGGCUGCCCCUGGUUCGAUCCACGUGGCACAUGCAGGCGACUGUCGCGCCGUGCUCUGCCGAAAGGGCGCUGCCAGUGUUCUGACGUCAGAUCACAAGGCGUCUCGGGAAGACGAGCGAGACAGAAUCGAGAACCUGGGAGGUCACGUGGAUAAUUUCACGGGCACAUGGCGCGUGCAGGGAGUGCUGGCUGUUACUCGAGGCCUUGGCGAUGCUAACUAUAAGGAGUACAUCACCCCGGAACCAGAAGUGGUUCAUGUACCCGUUACGAGAGACUGCGAUUUUCUAAUUAUGGCAUCAGAUGGACUCUGGGAUGUGGUGACCAAUCAAGAAGCUGUCGACAUUGCCCGAUCUUGCCUCGAGGCCGAAAUCAAGGCGUUCAAGCGAAACAACCCACCCUCCGCCAAAACAAGAGAAUCAUCUCUUUCCACCAUCCCCUCCUUCUCCUCCACCUCCACCGAAUCCUCGUCUCUCACUCUCAACUCCGACGGCAAAGAAUCCGCAUCGGACGAUGGCCUCACAACACCUUCCCCGGACGCCGAUUCCAACGCCAAGCUCAACCCAUUUGCCCUAAAAACACCCCGAGAGCGUACCAGCAGCGUUUUUGCUGUCGGGAGUCUGAAACAGGUUACUGAAUCUGCCCAAGAAGGGGACAACCAGGGUCCCGAUAUCACUAGGUGCACUUCAACCGAGGAUUCUGAUGUGUCAUCCAGCAGUGAAGACUGCGGGAAUGACGUCAGCGAGGGCAGCGAGGAAGGUGAUGGCAGCGAGGGGAGUGAAUCGGAGGAGAGCGGAGAGGCGGAAGCUGGUUCGGGAGCCAAGGCGCAGGGGACCGAAGAGUCGGUGAAGUCUGCGCUGCUGCUGGCGUGUCAAAAGCUGGUGGAAGCUGCUGGGAAGCGAGGCAGCUAUGAUGACACGAGUGUCAUGGUCAUCUCGUUGGCACACUACAUGCUCUAA